AUGGUUCGAAAACUGAAACACCAUGAGCAGAAAUUGCUAAAAAAGGUAGAUUUUCUCGACUGGAAAGAAGAUGGCGGCCAUAGAGAUGCCCAAGUCAUGAGAAUGUACCAUAUUCAGAACAGAGAUGAUUAUGUCAAAUACAAUAAAAUAUGCGGUAAUAUCCGUCAACUGGCACACAAGCUCUCCCAGUUACAUUCCCAUGAUCCUGUCCGUCUCAAGCACGAAGAACUUCUUCUCGAAAAGCUAUUUAAUAUGGGUAUUUUCCCACCAACUGGCAAACCCAAAGUUUCUGACCUAGAAAAUAAAGUGACUGUUUCUGCUUUCUGUAGAAGGCGGCUGCCUGUUGUAAUGUGCAGACUGCGUAUGGCUCAAAACAUUUCAGAAGCUACCCAGUUCGUUGAACAGGGCCAUGUGCGAGUGGGCCCUCAGGUUGUCACAGAUUCUGCAUUUCUAGUAACUAGAAAUAUGGAGGAUUUUGUAACCUGGGUAGACUCGAGCAAGAUCAAGAGAAAUAUCAUGAAAUAUCGUAACGAGAUAGAUGAUUUCAAUUUGAUGUAA
Sugiyamaella lignohabitans is the source of this 558-nucleotide messenger RNA. It is a transcript of the gene IMP3, whose product is annotated as Imp3p. The record is from RefSeq and is a predicted model, not a curated record. Lineage: Eukaryota; Fungi; Ascomycota; Dipodascomycetes; Dipodascales; Trichomonascaceae. The transcript has a single exon. Gene Ontology annotation, molecular function: rRNA binding; snoRNA binding; structural constituent of ribosome. Gene Ontology annotation, biological process: rRNA processing. Gene Ontology annotation, cellular component: Mpp10 complex; small-subunit processome; small ribosomal subunit. Bases 1 to 558 code for a protein of 185 amino acids.